This is a messenger RNA of Bradysia coprophila, 1322 nucleotides long. RefSeq lists its product as uncharacterized. Lineage: Eukaryota; Metazoa; Arthropoda; Insecta; Diptera; Sciaridae. The record is from RefSeq and is a predicted model, not a curated record.
GGAACAUUCAAUCCGAAUUGGUUUAAUUAUUUCAAGUGGUCUGCUGUUAAGAAAAUGCAGCGGCACAAAGAAUUCGACUAUCAAUUUCUAACGAAUGGUGUCGCGGUGUCCCUUCAAUUUAUCGUCGACCAGCCCCCGGAACCGGAAACAUUCGAAAAGGUGAUGGAAAAGCAGAAAAUCAAAUACAGAAAGUUCGGUCAGCGAUUCAACAACAAUCAGUACAAAACGAUCAUCGGCAUCGAUCAAAUUGUAUCUGGCUGCGGUUAGUAAGGACAUGAGAACGAAUGAAGAGACGCUGUUUCGCCUGACUUCGAGAAAAUUCCACAACAUGUGUCAACAAAACAUUCGGGAUCGAAAGGCCAAACGAUACACAUCGCAACUGGAAACGGAAAUGGCCCAUGAUCGAGAAGUUAAUUUUGGUGGAACGAUCGCAUCGCCAAUGUCUGCAACAAAUUACAUGCUGUUCAUCGAUCAUCGCCUGAAACAUUUCAACAGCUGCAUCGCACUGUACACACAAAACAAAUAUACUGAGUUGGCGUUCCACAAGCACGUGCAUACGCAAAAGGCAAUGGAUGGUAUUGUCAAUGAGCUGUUGCCAUCCAGCAGGUCACACGAACGAUCGUUGUUGGUGAUUGGCGGAACGGAAUUUAAUCCGAGUGCGCCCAUCAAGAAAUACAGACGAUGUCCUGGCGUUCGGCAACUAGUAAAGUUUGUGCGAAAGAGAACCGGUUGUGAUAUUGUCUACGCGGAUGAAUAUAACACCUCGCAAGUUUGCGGUAGAUGCCAGAGACGCUUCAAAACAAGCGACGACGAAACGAUCCAGCACAAACGAUGGGAACGGAAAGGAGCCAGAAUGCGAUUGUGUUCGAACUGUACACCAAACGACAACAUUAUUCCUCUCCCAACAACGAUCAACACCAGAAUGUCUCCGCGUGCCCAACAUCUUCAUCGUCUUACCAUUACGAACAGGCUUUUCUUCAAUGUGGCUGCGUAUUCUAUGGAGGAUGCUAAGCGGGAAUCGGACAACAUCCACUACAUCGCCGAGAAUUGUUGCUAUGAUAUGUCUCAUGACAAACAUACAUUCGACCCGAACGACAGGACGACACAAUUGAAGUGCGUAUGGAACCAUGACAUAUCUGCCGCGCGCAAUAUUCUAAUCAAAGGGGUGGCAAGCAUAACCGGAAUUCCCGCACCAAGAACGUUAUAUCGACAGACGCAGAUCAACGAAGAAAAUUCCUCAGAUGAGUCAAUGGAUUGACUUUGUCAAUCUCGAAUUUGCGAUACAAACAGUAAUACGGAGUGUGAACAUUCAUUUGGAGCAU